CCUCAAGUUGACCUGCUGGAAAAUCUUCCUGCAUACAUUCAAAGAGUAGCUCUUUUCUGGGACAUGAAGAAUGUGAAUUGUUCUAAGUGCUAAACUGAACAUUUUCAGAUGUGAAAAAAUUUUCACAUCCUUAAACCAGUCUUCUGGAAAACCUAAACAGUUACUCUUAUCUAGAAACGUGAAGAUUCUGAAUUUUUGUAAGGGGCUGAAAAUAUUCAAGUAUGUCCAAUUUCACUGCAAUAAGUGGAUUCCUCCUUAUGGGCUUUUCGAACAUCCAGAAUCUACAGACUUUAUGUGGAGUGUUCUUCCUAGUGAUGUACAUGGCAGCCCUAAUAAGUAACCUGAUCAUCAUCACUCUCACCACCCUUGAUUUGCAGCUUCAAACACCCAUGUACUUCUUUCUGAAGAAUUUGUCCCUGUUGGAUGUAUUUUUUGUGUCAGUUCCCAUCCCAAAUUUUAUUGUCAAUAGCCUAACCCACCACAAUUCCAUUUCCAUUUUUGCUUGUGCCCUACAAGUAUUUUUAAUGACUUCUUUUGCGGCAGGGGAAUUAUUUGUCCUAACUUCCAUGUCUUAUGACCGCUAUGUUGCCAUUUGCUGUCCCCUGCAUUAUGAUGCCAUCAUGAAUAGCAGUACAUGUAUGCUGAUGGUGGGUGUUUCCUGGAUUACUGGGGUAUUCUUUGGAGCCAUGUACACAUCUGGCACAUUUUCCAUGCCUUUCUGUGGCUCUAAUAUGAUCCCACAGUUUUUCUGUGAUGUCCCAUCAUUGCUAAGGAUCUCAUGCUCCAAAAUGUUUUUGUUCAUUUAUACAAGUCUUGGAAUUGGUGUGUGUCUAGGCAUGUCCUGCUUCAUAUGUGUGGUGAUCUCUUAUGUUUACAUUUUCUCUAGUGUGCUUAAGAUUCCUACCACUAAAGGUCAGUCCAAAGCAUUUGCCACAUGCAUCCCCCACCUCACUGUUUUCACUGUUUUCAUUGCUACUGCUUGCUUUGUCUAUGUGAAGCCUUCCUCAAAUGUACCAUCAAUAUCAGAUAGGCUUUUCUCUGUGCUCUACACUGUGCUACCUCCAGCACUUAAUCCUGUGAUCUACAGUCUGAGGAACAAUGAUGUAAAGUGUGCUAUGAGGAGGUUACAGCAAAAUCUCUUCUCAAGAGGUUCACUUCAUUUAACACUUCAAAGUAUCUGUCAGUGGUUUAGUUCCUCACAAGAUACAAGCAAGAUGUGUAAUUUUUAACUUUAGAAAAACAAGCAUAGAUAAGUAUAUUUUCCCAAUGUAAAUAAACACUUAGAACAGAGCUGAUAUUAUAUAUGAUCAGAAAAUACGAUAAAGCUGUUCUCAUUUGAGAAAUAUAAAUUUGAGAAAAUAUUGAUCACUUUUUAACUCCUUAUCUGAUGCAUUUACUAAAUAAUAAUUAGAUAGAUGACAAAUUAGAUGGGAAAAUCAUGGGAGCAAUAAAGGUAAGUCUACAUAUGUUUCCUUUGACGAUCUGUCAGGUAGUAAGAAAAACAACAGGGAAGUUUACCUAGUCAAGCCAGAGUAUUCUGGAGACUUGAUCUAAUCUUUAAAGUAGCCCAAAUGAUUACAGCAAAGACAAACAUGGUAACAGAUUAUAUGAACCACGUUCUGUAAUAAAUAGUGGCCACUCAGGUUGAGGGUAUCAUCAGAAAAAUAGUGGAGAGGUCAAAAUUUGUGGGACUUCUUUUCUGCAAUGUUCAUCAACACAAACAUUACUUAGAAGUGAGAGAAGGCAAGCUCCUUUAUCUAAGGAAUCAAAUAACCUAAACUAUUUCUAGAGACCGAAAAAUACAGACAAGACGCUCUCUCAAAAUUAUAGAAAUAUUGAACAGAGGCUGAGAUGAGGGAACUCUGACUAUUCUGGGUACCUGGUUGAUGCUCUAUGAUUUUUAAAACAAUGUGAACAUCAUGCAUACAAUUGUAGGAUUGCAACUUUGGUGAGUUGUCACCAAUUUUAUGAAGUAGGACCUUUUGUGAUAUACCUGGCAUUGUCUCCUCAAAGCUACUAUACGUAUGUAACCUGAAUAAACACAUUGGUUUACCAUGUUGCACUUUAGUGGAAAUAUUUUGUAUAUCUUUUGAUCUGUAUAUAUUGUGAGUAGGCAUUGUAUCUUCAAAGGAAUAAUUACCAC
Molecule: messenger RNA, 2143 nt
Organism: Mesocricetus auratus (golden hamster)
Lineage: Eukaryota; Metazoa; Chordata; Mammalia; Rodentia; Cricetidae
Product: olfactory receptor 14A2-like
Exons: 3
Coding region: 222-1229 (335 amino acids)
Biological process (GO): G protein-coupled receptor signaling pathway
Cellular component (GO): membrane
Molecular function (GO): olfactory receptor activity; odorant binding; G protein-coupled receptor activity
Source: RefSeq, a predicted model, not a curated record